This is a messenger RNA of Acytostelium subglobosum LB1, 1479 nucleotides long. RefSeq lists its product as hypothetical. The annotation marks the transcript as partial. Lineage: Eukaryota; Evosea; Eumycetozoa; Acytosteliales; Acytosteliaceae. Gene Ontology annotation, biological process: regulation of DNA-templated transcription. Gene Ontology annotation, molecular function: zinc ion binding; sequence-specific DNA binding. The transcript has 2 exons. The record is from RefSeq and is a predicted model, not a curated record.
AUGAUGGAUGAUGUAUUAGACCAAAAUACAAACAACAACAACAAUAAUAAUAACGGCAGAUUGUCAAGAGUCAACACAGGAGGAUCAAGUUCAGGCAGUCUUAAAAGCCUGCUCAAUGACAAUGACUCAACAUCAUCAACAACAUCCAACAACAAUAACAACUCAAACAACAAUAACAACACAUCUACAUUGAGUGUCAAUUCGAAAGGAUCAGGUACUAGCUCAUCAUCAUCGUCAAAUUUCAAACGAAUCAAUUCGAUCACAUUGGGCGAACAUGGAAGUCUGGAGGAUCUGUUAAAGGGCAGCACAUAUCAGUUGUUGUCAGCGGGCAUGGGUGGCAACUCUUCGUCGUUGCUACGCGAUCGUUCAAGUAACAGCACACCACAUCGUAUUGAGCGCGUAAAGUCAAAGUCCAGCCUGGAGGACUUGAUGCUCGUGUCGGAGGACUGGCGCGUUGGCACGCCCAACCGAAUAACCAACAGCAACAGCAACAGCUUGGACGAUAUCUGGCGCGGCCUGACAUUCUCGCCGUACAAGAGCAACAACAUGCCCACAUCUUUGGCGACAGUGUCAGCGUCGACAUCUUUCCUCAACGACGAUUCGUCGGUGGUCGAUGUACAUGGGGGCGUGUCCACGCCGCCAUCCAUACUGAUGCAGAGUCCACACCUCUCCCCAGUGGUCCUAUCGGCAUCACAACAACAACACCAGCAACAACAACAACAACAUCAUCCAAUGCAACAACAUCCACAACAACAGCAAAUGUUUAUGCCUGGUCAUCCUCAACACUAUGGCCCCGCCGACGCAAUGUAUUUUAAUCCAGCACUCACAUUGAUCAAUAAGCAGCAACAGCAGAUGCAGCAGCAACAUCACCUCGUUGGUGCGAUGGGUGCGACUCCCAACGGGCUGGCCAAGGUUGCGGGCGGCGAUUCCUAUGCCUCGCAAUCAAAGAAGCAGACGAGGAAGCGCAAGCCGCGCAUUGGCGAAGCCGAGUUGUUGUGCCAUCAAUGUGGCGUCACCAACACACCAGAGUGGCGUCGUGGACCCAAUGGCGCCAAAACCCUGUGCAAUGCCUGUGGCCUUGCCUGGGCCAAAUCAGUCAAGAGUGAGAAACAGAAGGAGUUGCUGGCCUCCACCACUGGCAUGACUGUCAUCGAUCCAAAGAAGAGUCAGAAGCGCAAGAAGGAUGUGUCGGCGGGUGGUGGUGCGCUUGGCAGUGCAUCAUCCAAUGAUGACAAGAAGGCAAAUGCCAUUGGAGUUCAAUCAUCCUAUGAUGAUGGUGGAGACAACAACUCUGACGAAGAAGACGAGUCUGAUGAUGAGGAUGAUGAUGAAGAAGUACAGCCACAACAACAUCAACAACAGCAACAACAACAGCAACAGCAACAGUAUACCACUACAGAGCAACUCAUUCAUCAUCAUGGCAUACCUACAUCACACAUGACAAGCACACAGUCCACGGCUGGCGUACCAAUGAUUAUU